This is a messenger RNA of Ipomoea triloba (trilobed morning glory), 5706 nucleotides long. Its product is annotated as putative 1-phosphatidylinositol-3-phosphate 5-kinase FAB1D. Gene Ontology annotation, cellular component: endosome membrane. The record is from RefSeq and is a predicted model, not a curated record. NCBI's taxonomy places the organism in Eukaryota, Viridiplantae, Streptophyta, Magnoliopsida, Solanales, Convolvulaceae. Gene Ontology annotation, biological process: phosphatidylinositol phosphate biosynthetic process. The transcript has 14 exons. Bases 382 to 5328 code for a protein of 1648 amino acids. Gene Ontology annotation, molecular function: ATP binding; 1-phosphatidylinositol-3-phosphate 5-kinase activity.
UGUUCGCAGAUCCAAAUGUGUGUUUGAGUGUCAUCAUCUUCAAAUACUGGAUUUCUCUGCUCCUAUAUAAACCUGUCACUCUUAACAAUUUUCAAGCAGUAACCGCAUGGGACCCACUCUCUAGACACAAUUCUUAAUUCUCUCUCUAAUUUCCCCAUCUCUGUUUCUCUUUCUCUCUCUACCGCUCCAUUCUCUCUUAUUGUUCUGAGGAUUUUUGUUUCCUGAUUUUGUGGGGGGAGAGCUUUGCGUCUGUGCAGUGGCCAUUUUCCGGGUUUUGUUAUGGUGCGGAUUGAUCUUGGGGGAUCGUUUUUGCGUGUGAACUGGGUUGCUUUUACGGGUUUGACAUGCAGGUUGAAAUAGAUUCCUGGGCUCAGAUGUAAUAUGUGCCAUUAUUGUGGUUCCAAAUCCACAAAGUCUUGUAGCAGCAUGGAUAAGCAGGAGAAUGAUAACUGUAAAAGAUUAAAUGGCAUGGAUUCUGUCCAGUCAUGCCAAUUUUGUGGUGAAAUGAAAGAUAAGAAUUUAACUUCUCAUGCGGUGGCAUCGAUCAGUCCAACUAUUUCAAUGCAAAGUAGUGAAAGAUCCGUCUCAAGUUGCAGUGAAUUUUCAGUUGAUGUAAACUCUGACUACAGGGGUUAUCUUGAUGAAAGCAGCACAGACAGCAGUCAAGAGAGUUUCAAUUCUAAUACAAGAGGGAGUCUUUAUGGAUUUAGCUUACAACCUCCAUCAAAUGGAAGUAAUCUAGAUUCUAGUGGAAAUAAUAGAAGUGCAAUAGUGGAAAAUAGUAGAGUGGAAAGAGACAUUGAUGAAGAAACUGGAAUACCUUUUAAUGUUGAAGUGGAUAGCCACUUUUGGCUACCACCAGAUCCUGAAGACAGAGAUUUGGACUUGGAGGGGAGUGUGGCUAAUUAUGAGGAUGAUGACGAUAUUGAAGGUGGUAAUGGUCUGAAUUUAGUUAGCUUUGGAGAAGAGUACUCUGGGAGUUUCAAGUUCAAAGAGGAAAAACAGAAGGCAAUGGAAGAGGUUAUGUGUGGGAAGUUUAAGGCGCUUGUUGCUCAACUUCUCAGGUCUGUGGGUGUCAACCCCAAAGGGGAAGAUAGUGACAGUUGGGUUGAUAUAGUCACUGCUCUAUCAUGGAAUGCUGCUUCGUUUGUGAAGGUGGAUGCAGCUGAGGGAAAGGCAAUGGAUCCUGACGGAUAUGUAAAAAUAAAAUGUGUUGCAACUGGCUCACGCAAUCAAAGCCAAUUCGUCAAAGGUCUAGUCUUCAAGAAACAUGCUGCUCACAAACACAUGCCUACAAGGUACAAGAGUCCCAGAUUGCUUUUGAUUCAGGGUGCACUUGGUCUCUCUUCAAAUGAGUUGUCUUCUUUACAAUCAAUGCAGCAGCAGGAGAAAGAGGGGCUCAAAUCAUUUGUUGAAAUUCUAGAAAAGUACCAUCCCAAUGUGGUAUUAGUGGAGAAAGCUGUGUCUCGUGAUGUACAGGAAUCCAUCCUCCAGAAAGGAAUCACGUUAGUCUUUGAUAUGAAACUUCAUCGCCUUGAGAGAGUUGCUAGAUGCACUGGUUCACCUAUCUUAUCCUGUGAUACAUUGGCUGCCCAAAAAUUAAGGCAGUGUGAUUCAUUUCAUUUUGAGAAGUUCAUAGAAGAACAUGCUAUUUCUCGUGAAGGUGGAAGAAAGCCCAACAAAACAUUGAUGUUUAUUGAAGGUUGUCCCACUCGUCUUGGAUGUACGAUUUUAUUGAUGGGAAGUAACAAUGAUGAAUUAAAGAGGAUUAAAUGUGUGGUCCGAUGUGCAGUUGUCAUGGCAUAUCAUUUAAUCCUUGAGACAUCCUUCCUUCUAGAUCAGAGGGCAAUGUUUUCUACUAUUUCCCCAACACAUUUGGUGACUGUAUCAGCUAACAAACAAGAUUCAACAUCUGUUGGUGAUGGUGCAGAAAGCCUUUCUAAUAAUGAAGAUACUGCUCCUGACAUUCAUUCAACAACUGAUAUUGCAAUUUCUGAUGGGCUCCAUGCAGAAGGAAAUCACAAUUUAAAGUCAGAAGUUGACUCUGCAUUGUCACUUGAGCCGUACAAUCCAAUCAUCCUAUCUGGCCUUUCUUCUCUUUCAUCCUCUCUAAGAAAAGUUAUGGGCGAAAGUUUCCCUAUUUUGUCUUCCUCUCGUCAAUCUAUGUCCUCAUAUCUUGGUUUUGACAGAAGGAACGUGGAUGAUCUGGCCCAAACUGAUGUUCAAGUUUCUAACUCUACAACUGUGGUUAAUGAUGUUAAAGAACCAAAGAUUUUCCCUGAUGAAGAGAAGGCUCCUGAGAAAGAGAUUAUAAAUACUUCUUUAACAAACCACGAGGAACCUUUAGAUCCACAGAAUGAGAUACAUGAAGAUCAAAGGAAUGGCAGGGAUGAUAUUAGCACAGUGUUAGAUUCUGAAAGUAUUUUGGUUCUGAUGUCAAGCAGGAAUGCUUCGAAAGGAAUUAUGUGUGAGCAUAGCCAUUUUUCUCAUAUCAGGUUCUACAAGAAUUUUGAUGUCCCUCUUGGGAAUUUUUUGCAGGAUAAUUUGCUAAAUCAGAAGCUCCCGUGCAAAACUUGUGGUGAACCAUCUGAAGCUCAUAUUUCUUACUAUGCACACCAUAAUAAGCAACUCACAAUCCAAGUUCGACAUUUUCCUGCUGACUGGUGUUUGCCAGGUGAAAGUGAAGGGAAGCUUUGGAUGUGGAGCCGUUGUGGUAAAUGUAAAUUUGAAAAUGGAAAUUCAAAAUCCACAAAGCGAAUUCUGAUGUCUGCUGCUGCUCGUGGUCUAUCAUUUGGAAAAUUUUUGGAGCUGAGCUUCUCAAACUCCUCAUUCUUCAGUGCACCAUCUGGGUGUGGACAUUCUUUUCACAGGGAUUUUGUAUUCUUCUUCGGAUUAGGUCCAAUGGUUGCCAUGUUCAGAUACUCACCUGUUGCUACUUAUUCAGUGUCUCUACCUCCUUUGAAGCUUGAGUUUAGCAAUCCCGUUAAAGGAGAGUAUCUAAAGAAAGAUUUUGAGAAAGUACAUUCAAAAGGGAUUCAGAUGUUUAUGGAUAUUGAAAAUUCUUUGAAGGAUAUAUGGUCUCAUUCCACUGGAAAAGAAUUCAACCUUCAAGAAACUCCUAAAGAAUUCAUUGAAAUUGAAGCAAUGUUGAAGGAGGAGAGAUCUCAAUUUGAGGUUGGUGUUCAGAAUCUCAAUAAUGGGAAUGGGGAUAACAUUGUGUACAAACUCCUAAGCUUGAACAGAAUACGGCUGGAGCUUAUGCUUGAAUCAUGUGUUUGGGAUCGAAGGCUUCGUGCAUUGCUGUCAUCUGAUACCAAACUGAUGAGGCAUAGGGAUUUUAAAGUUGACAACAUGGAGCAUGGGCAAACUUGCCUGACACAGUAUGAUAAAACUGGAAGAGAAGUCAAUGACAUUGAAACAGACAUGGAAAGAGGGAAUGAUGUUGCAGACAGGUGUGCUGACAUUAGAAUUGAUGGCUCUAAUGGUGAUGAAAUGGAUGAGGCAGAAAUUUCAAUAGAAGGCCAUACAGAUGUUUCAGGAAAUGCACCUUACCAUGAUAUUAAUGCGGCUGCUAUUCCCAUUACAGAAAUUCAUCUUGACAAACAAGUUGAAGGAUCAAUAUUGCCAGAUGACUCAUCAUCUUCUUGUGUCUUUCUUGAAGGUGGUAAGAGCCCAAUUGAAAUGAAUGCAACUGGAAAUAGUUUAUCUGCACUGGACACUAAUUCCCAUUUUGGUGAUGCAAGUCAUGUAGAAUACAAUAGUCCUAAUCAAGUGCUAACAGAUAAAUUAAUACCGAUUACUUGUGAUGUGGGUUCCAACCAUUUUCAAAGGCAAAAAUCCUUUAUUUCGAUGCUGUCAACAGGUGAGGAUGAUAAGGGGUGGAUCUGGACUCCGUUUCCAGAAAUUCGACGCGAGUUUAUGAAAGAUCUAAAAAAAGGUAACUUGCCAAAAUUUGGAUCUGUCACUAGCCAUGCUACAGAAACUGUUGCUUCUGCACUUGUUGCUGAGGAAGCUGGAAAACUGCAUAUUCCUCUUGGCAGUGAUGACUACAUUGUGUCUGACUAUGAGGAUGAACUCUCAAGCAUAAUUGCUUGUGCAUUGGCCUUUCUGAAGGAUUUUGGGGAUGAUGAUAGAAAAGACAAAGUAAUGGAAACCAAGAUAUAUGAGAGUUCUCAAGGCCUAAUGCGAAUAUUCUCAUUGUCUUCUCCACAUUGGUCAGCUAGCUCUAGCUCAUUAGAUUCUGCUGAAGGUAGUCAUUCUUCUAGUGGUCUUUUUGAUGAAUCUCGCUCAUCAAGUUUUGAUGGGUUAGAUUCAUUGGAAUCUUCCGUUUCUACAACAGCUUUUCAUUCAGAAGUUUCGAUGGGUUCAGGAAAGCUCCAGGGAAAACGUAAAUACACUGUUCUUUGUACCUUUGCUAGCCAGUUUCGUCAGUUGCGGGACCGAUGUUGUACAUCUGAGGAUGAUUAUAUUGCUUCAUUAAGUCGGUGUAGGGGUUGGGAUGCUAAAGGUGGGAAAAGUAAAUCUUUCUUCGCUAAAACUUUAGAUGACAGGUUCAUCAUAAAGGGAAUUAAGAGGACCGAAUUUGAUUCAUUUAUGAUGUUUGGUCUUGGUUAUUUCCACUAUAUGGAUCAGUGCUAUGAAAAGGGGAAUCAGACCUGCCUGGCAAAAAUUCUUGGUGUUUAUCAGGUUACCAUUAGGAAUACAAAGAAUGGAAAAGAGACAAAGCAUGAGCUGAUGGUGAUGGAAAACCUUUCAUUUGGUCGAAAUAUCACUCGCCAAUAUGACCUUAAAGGUGCUCUGCAUGCUCGAUUUAAUUCCGCUGGCAAUGGGGCGGGAGAUGUGCUUCUUGACCAGAACUUUGUGAAUGAUAUGAAUGUCUCUCCUCUGUACGUCAGUAGGGAAUCAAAGCGAAAUCUGCAACGUGCUGUAUGGAAUGACACUGGUUUCCUCAAUCUGAUCAAUGUAAUGGAUUAUUCUCUACUUGUGGGAGUGGAUACUGAGCGGCGUGAACUUGUUUGUGGCAUCAUCGAUUACCUCAGACAGUAUACAUGGGACAAGCAAUUCGAGACCUGGGUCAAAACCUCACUUGUCGUCCCCAAGAAUCAGUUGCCCACCGUAAUCUCCCCCAUAGAGUACAAGAAGAGAUUCAGAAAGUUCAUCGACACCCAUUUUAUAAGCGUUCCAGAUCAUUGGUGCUCUCGAGGACCUUCAAAUCCAUGCCAACUUUGUGGCACAGCAGGCAGCGUUGAUUCAGCGCACAGAAGAUCCCAAGAUGGGAACUCUACGGAACAAGAGGAGAAUGAACGCGGGGAGUCGUCUGCUCCUUAAUCUGCUCUGAAUGAAAUCGUUUUUCAUGCUUUGCAUUUUUUUUUUUUUGUUUCUUCUGGUUCAAUACAUCUGUACCACAGUCGGAAAUGAUCCGUUUGUGGUGUGAUUGAAUAUUGUACAUAGGAAAGGAAAUAUAGGUAUACCCAAAUCUGAUUCUGCGAUUUUUUUAGCAAAUUCAUGGGGGGCUGCUUCUGGUCUGUAUGUCUGGGUUCAUUUAGGUCCUACGGAAGGAUUCAACGUAACCUUGCAAAUAUAUAUUAUAUAUUUUUUGUGGAUGCCGAUCGAGAAAUUGUAAAAAGCCAUGCUAGCUUUCACAUUUCUGUUAUAAAUUUUUUACUUGAUGAAUGAAUGAAAUUUCAGUAGAAGCUUUCCUUCUGA